CAAGUCAUGAGGGGAAAAUAAGUUGCCUCUUCUUAUUUCACCUCAGUGCCAGUUAGAAAGUAUCAGAGAGAGUAUCAAAGAGAGAGUAUCAGUGUCUUCCCCUCAGCUGUUGAGAAGAAAAGAUGUUUUCUACAGCCUAAUGUGCCUCAGUGAUGACUGGAAUAAGAGACUUUAUUGGUGAUCAAUGUGUGGAUUAUGACUGAAUGAUAUUUCUCUGGAUACCAGAAAUGGAUAUGAGCAACAAGACAGCAAUACUUUUCUUCCUGCUUAUCUGCAUAAACUCUGUGCCAGGACUGGGCAUCCCGAAGCCUGACAACCUGACAGUGGAUAUUUUGGAUGGGGAAAUAAUAGUGUAUUGGAAACGUCCCGUGGAUGCCCCCGCAGACUCCAAAUACAAUGUAGAAAUGGCAAAGUACAACGGUCCUUGGACCAAGGUAGAAAUCUGCACGGAGAUCACAAACGCCUACUGUGACCUUAGCAGCCUCAUAGAUGACUAUAGCAAUGUCUACAAGGUCAGAGUUCACCUGGUCGCAGAAAAUUCCACCUCUGAGUGGAAAAGCAAGAAAUUUAACCCAAAAGAAAGUAAAUUGCAGCCUCCCUCCUUCACUUUGGUGGCUACUUCCAGCUCUCUAUCAGUUUCUGUUCACCAAAAACCCAUUCUGAGAAACCUCUACCCCUAUGGGGUCAAGUACACCAUCCACCUGGUGGAUAAAGAUAACAAGACUAUCGAAGCAUACCUGAAAGAUGACGUAGGGGAGGAUCAGAGGACUAAAACUUUCACGUCUCUCCACUGGGGGAGGGAGUACUGUGUCAGCAUGAAGGUAGAGGGUAAUGGAGCCCUAUCCAUCAGCAGCUGGUCUCCAAAACAGUGUCUGCUGCUACCAGAGCAAGAAUGGUUCGUGAUUGCUGUAUCAUCUCUAGCUGUUCUGAGUGUGCUGGCAAUCAUUGCUGUCAGUGUAACUAUCCUCCUGUGUUACCUUAGACGACCGGAGAAAACACCUGCUGCAUUGAAAUCCCCAGCAAGUUACUGGCUUCCACUCUCUGUUGGAGUGGGGACUAUGGAGGUUGUCACAGACAAAGGAUGGUUCCUGUCAAGUUACAGAACAGAAGUGAAAAACUGUGUCAAAGAACCCAUGACCCAUGUUACAGUAACAGAGGAAACUGAAGAUGAGGACAGGAGAACAAGCAUGGACAGUGGCGUCAGCAUGGAGUCCAACUGUAAUACAAACAACGGAGGACAUGUGAGACAAGAAGACAGCGGCUGCGGGAGCUUGGGAGGACCAGAGAGCUCCACCAGCAGUCAGGCAGAUUACCCCCUGCAAGAUGAGAGGACUGAUGCUGACAAAGUAAGGAAGCAGGAGGAUAGUGGAGUAGGGCUGGGCUGCCAGCUUGAUUCUUCCUCCAUGAAUCUGGAGGGACAGGACAGCAGGCUUCUGAAAGAGUCAGUCCCUGGUGGUAAUUAUCGCACCCAGAGCCCCUCGGCUGUUCAGAUUCAUGUCUGUGGCGAUGAGGACUCCAUUAAACAGAUAAUUCCAGAUACAGUUUUGGCCGAAGUGGUCACCGGUUACAGGGCUGGGCCUCAGUUGUGUAUCUGCUCAGGAGCAGGUCAGUGCCCUUGGUGCCAUAAGCAAGGUCAUUAUGAAUCUGAAGUUAUCAAACAAUACAAAGCUAUGUGUAUAGAAAAUGGACCACUGAGCAGCAAAUGUGAUUUUGUGGACUCUUACAAAGUGGGGCUUACAUUUUCAAAUUAUCCUAAAAAAUCACAGCUGGACACUGUCAUAAUGGACGAUUUCAACAAUACUUUUACACAACUAGGGGAGACUUUCCCGCUGCUAACAAAUCUAUCAUCACUUCCCCUGGUGGAGGAAGGACAUGAUUUCAAUAUGAACAAUGUGUCCCUUUCCCUAUGUGACGUACAGCUGAAAACUGACUAAAAAUCAUGCUAAUGGAACCGUUCCAAAUGGUAUAUUGGAACAAGAAACUCCUUUCUCCCCACAUGACACACCUUUUGAAUCAUGAAAUAGAAGCAUGAGUUAGUAUUUAGGGAGUAUUUUUGUGGUAUUUUGGGGAUUUCCAAUACGGAGGAAUGCUACAGAAUUGGAAAUGUGAAGGACGAAGGCGAAAAGUGAGGGAAGGAAACAAAGCAGUCAACACCUUGUUUCUGAAUAUAGAAAGGAAAUGAGAGGUUUAACCACACAGCGGCUGGCUGAUAGCUGUUGGUUUGAGUCUCAGGAGCUUAUACAGAUGGAGACUGUGGAGUCAAAGACUUUUACAGCUCCGUCUCUCUGGGUAUAUUUACGACUGACUAAAACGCACCAUGCCGGAAGUGAAACUGGUGUGGGGAGCAAUGUAGAGAAACGGUUUAACAGUUACAUGCUUUUGGACAUUUUGCUAUUUCACCUCCUCCAACAAAGAACCCACUAGUAAAGUGUAUGAUUGUUUCUUAAUAUAUCAAGCAGUGUCAAACAAAGGACACAAUUAAGGAGCAUACAUUUCUUUUGUCAUUUUCAAGUUUGAGCUGGGCUUUUUUUUUUUUACAGGUUAUUUUUAACAUUCUCUGAAUGACUUUCAUAUAACUUCUACUGCAGAUCUGUCUGUCAUCUACUUCCCUGUUUCAAUUAUUUAUUAAAUGUUAUGGAAAAAAAUACA
Messenger RNA from Toxotes jaculatrix (banded archerfish), 2649 nucleotides. It is a transcript of the gene il10ra, whose product is annotated as interleukin 10 receptor, alpha. The transcript has 7 exons. NCBI's taxonomy places the organism in Eukaryota, Metazoa, Chordata, Actinopteri, Toxotidae. Gene Ontology annotation, molecular function: protein binding. The record is from RefSeq and is a predicted model, not a curated record. The coding region runs from base 204 to 1934 and encodes 576 amino acids.